Colletotrichum abscissum is the source of this 294-nucleotide messenger RNA. RefSeq lists its product as uncharacterized. NCBI's taxonomy places the organism in Eukaryota, Fungi, Ascomycota, Sordariomycetes, Glomerellales, Glomerellaceae. The coding region runs from base 1 to 294 and encodes 97 amino acids. The record is from RefSeq and is a predicted model, not a curated record. The transcript is spliced from 3 exons.
AUGCCUAAGCCCACCACCGUCAAGAUCACCGUCUGGUACUGCGUAACACAACUGCUCCUCUGGCCCGCUCAACUGCAAGAUCGAUGCCUACUGUCCCUACUGCUACCACCAGAAGUGCUCUGGGUGCACGACAACGACGAUCAGGACUCCGGCUGGUCGAUAAACAACGAGCCCUUUCUCGAUGGCACUCGCCAUAUCACGACCUGCCUGACAUGGCCAGGUCCCACACCCAUGACUGGCGCCUUGGACGACACGUCCUUCAACUUCAACGCCAGCAGUCGCAAUAGCGACUAA